This is a messenger RNA of Alosa alosa (allis shad), 603 nucleotides long. It is a transcript of the gene park7, whose product is annotated as parkinson protein 7. Gene Ontology annotation, cellular component: cytosol; nucleus. Gene Ontology annotation, molecular function: protein deglycase activity. Gene Ontology annotation, biological process: protein deglycation, glyoxal removal; guanine deglycation, glyoxal removal. Bases 148 to 588 code for a protein of 146 amino acids. The transcript has 4 exons. The record is from RefSeq and is a predicted model, not a curated record. Lineage: Eukaryota; Metazoa; Chordata; Actinopteri; Clupeiformes; Clupeidae.
UGAACCCAGCAAACUUGUCCCUUAGGAGUAGCCGUACGUAACCUGUUGGACGAACGCGUGAUUUCGGGUACGGAGUCUGUCGCCCAGAGGUCCAAAGACAGUUUCUACACCUGCACCAAGUUGCACUGAGCAAUAUAUUACAAAAAUAUGACAGGCAAGCGUGCAUUAGUCAUUUUGGCAAAGGGUGCAGAGGAGAUGGAAACUGUUAUACCGGUGGACGUCAUGCGUAGAGCUGGGAUUGCAGUCACUGUAGCUGGGCUGACUGGAAAGGAACCGGUCCAGUGCAGUCGUGAUGUGUUCAUCUGUCCAGAUACUAGCUUGGAGGAUGCCCGCAAACAGGGGCCGUAUGAUGUUGUACUUUUACCAGGAGGAGCAGGAGGAGCCCAGAACCUCUCAGAGUCUACAGCUGUGAAGGAAGUGUUGAAGGACCAGGAGGGCAGAAAGGGUCUGAUUGCAGCCAUCUGUGCAGGUACUGGCACCCCUGUUGGAUGCUGGGCUGGCAAACCAUCUCACCGUCAUAUGAAGUCACACAUUUGCUCAAGCCAUCCUAGACAUACUACAAAACACUCUUUAUAUCAGAUUUUCUGACAGUCAGCUUUUAGG